Pelobates cultripes (western spadefoot toad) is the source of this 420-nucleotide messenger RNA. NCBI's taxonomy places the organism in Eukaryota, Metazoa, Chordata, Amphibia, Anura, Pelobatidae. The record is from the annotation of a GenBank genome assembly.
AUGCUCGGUAAGCUGGAGGCAGCGUUUCAAACCAAAAUGGAGGCGAUGAGCACUGAUAUCACUCAAGUAAGUUUCCAAGUGGAUGAUCUGGAGGAAGAACGUGACAUUUUACAGGUCCAAAUAACUAAUUUUUCUACUACUAUGGAAAGCCACACACUUCCUAUACACCGUCACAGGGUAGGCUUAGAUAACCGCAGCCGCAGAAACAACCUAAGAAUCAAGAGUUUGCCUGAGGACCAAGGGGAAAAUGUUGCUUCCACCCUGGCUGAGCUUUUCAACUACAUUCUUGGAGAAGCCAGCGACAAUCAAAUCCUAUUAGACAGGGCCCACAGGUUGUUACGCCCGAGAGGAUCAGCUGUGGAGGCCCCCAGAGAUGUGAUAUGUCAUGUACAUUACUUUGCUAUUAGGAUAAUAUCCUGA